Molecule: messenger RNA, 4179 nt
Organism: Rhincodon typus (whale shark)
Lineage: Eukaryota; Metazoa; Chordata; Chondrichthyes; Orectolobiformes; Rhincodontidae
Exons: 6
Coding region: 212-1312 (366 amino acids)
Biological process (GO): magnesium ion transport
Cellular component (GO): membrane
Molecular function (GO): magnesium ion transmembrane transporter activity
Source: RefSeq, a predicted model, not a curated record
CAGAUGCUGCCAGACCUGCAGAGCUUCCAGCAACUUCUGUUUUCGUUCCUGAUUUACAGCAUCCGCAGUUCUUUCGGUUUUUAUUCGUUAUGCUGCUUGUCUUUGGGCCCCCUGUGCAUCUUAAUUUCCCUGCCCCACAGCACCAAAUAAACUCCUUGUGAAAACAUUCAUCAUAGGCUUGUUGCAGAAAUCCCUCCUUAAUCAGAAUUGCAUGUAUGUGCCAUUUCUCCGAGUAGGUAAUAACGUUAUGGACAGCAGUGAAAGAAGCACAUCAAUAAGCCUGAGUUUAAAGCUCUCUGCCAUGGACAGUGCUGCUGAGGGUUAUCAUUUUUACAUUGGGCUUGCUCUUGCCAUCAGUUCCAGCAUCUUCAUCGGAAACAGUUUCAUCUUGAAAAAGAAGGGGCUGCUACGCCUGGCCAGCAAGGGGGUGAUGAGAGCAGGUCAGGGUGGCCAUGCGUACCUUAAGGAGUGGUUGUGGUGGGCCGGGCUUCUCACAAUGGGUUUAGGAGAAGCUGCCAAUUUUGCUGCCUAUGCCUUUGCUCCAGCAACUCUGGUCACUCCGCUAGGAGCCCUCAGUGUCCUUGUGAGUGCUAUUUUAUCCUCUUAUUUUUUAAACGAGCGCCUUAACCUUCAUGGGAAGAUGGGCUGCAUCCUGAGUAUUUUGGGAUCGACAGUGAUGGUAAUCCAUGCUCCCCAAGAGGAGGAGGUUGGCACCUUGACUGAAAUGGUGGAAAAGCUCAAAGAUCCAGUGGCCCCCCGCUAUGGGCAGAAGAAUGUCCUGGUCUACAUCCUGAUCUGUUCGAUCAUCGGCUCCCUCUCCGUCUCGUGCGUCAAAGGCCUGGGGAUCGCCAUCAAGGAACUGUUUGUGGGUCGUCCUGUGCUGGUGCAGCCAGUCACCUGGAUCCUGUUGGGCUGCCUGGUAGUCUGUGUGAGCAUACAGAUUAACUACCUAAACAAAGCCCUGGACAUUUUUAACACCUCCAUUGUUACACCCAUCUACUAUGUCCUGUUCACCACUGCUGUCAUGACCUGUUCAGCCAUCCUGUUCAAGGAGUGGUAUCACAUGACCAUAGACAACAUUGUGGGCACUAUCAGUGGGUUUGUCAUCAUUGUCCUUGGGAUCUUCUUGCUCCAUGCCUUCAAAAACAUCAGCUUCACCCUCGGUACCUUACCCCCAUUCGUCAGGAAGAGUGAACCUGGCACCAUGUGGACCAACAUCAGGGAGCAACAGCAGUAUCCAGGUCUGCCUGAGCAUGAAACUGAAAUCCUCAUCUGCCCAAGUGAAGUUGGGGUCAUGCAUGAUUUCACCUGAGACCUUGUCUCAAAUGAAACAGGGCUGAAUGGACUGUCAGUGGAUACGAUAGGCUAUGGAGUGAGUUCAGAACAUGCAAGAUUCCUCUGCAGAAAUCCAAUUCCCCACUACUCACAGUUAAAGCCUGUGCAACUUCCCCUUUCUUCCAGCCAGCGUGUGCCGUUAACAUGAUUCGCUUCCCUUAAUUUGGGCAUAAACCCGUUGUAGCUUGAGUCGAUGCUGUAUGAACUAGAGUUUGACCAACACCACUUCAUGCAAUUGCAUCACCGUGCUUUACUAAUGACAGACCUUGAAGGAAUGUGUUGUUUCCUGGUACUAAUAAGCUGGGAGAUGUAAAUAUGGCGUUUCAAAUACACAAAAAGGUGGCGUAGUGGAAUCUCAGCUAAGCUUGUGCAAGACCCACUAUCAAAGUUCUGCAGGCUCUGCCCUACACAGUUGCAUGACUCGUACACCUCACCUCUGAAAUACUGUAUCACAGAUACAAAUUUAACAGGGCAAGAAACAUUUUAUUACUGUGUAUUGUAACAAAAGUACUGCAUCAGUCAGCAGGGCACAAAUGUCAGUCUGUUGUCUUUCACCAGCCAAAGACACUAUGUUUACAAUAUAUUCCACUAAAUCGGAAAGCAUGAGCAAACAGGACAGUUUGAGAAAUGUCACUGCUGUCAUGACUUUUUUUGCUACCAGUACAUUGACAGUUUAUAUUAUUUCCAUCACAAACACGAGCCAUCCCUAAUCAGCAGCCAUGGUGGUAUAUUCCACUAAAAGAUUGUCUAUCCCAACACAAACCAAACUCAGUACAGGGAUUUCAGCCCAAAGCUUAAAUGGAGCAAUGUGCUCUCCUCUGUAAGAAGCUAUUACAGAAGAUCUGCUACUGCGCAGUAGCAGGCCUGGAAGAGUUUGUUGGAACAAUGCAGAGGGAGCUUUACAUUGUCCCCAUCAGCAUUCCUUGACAGGGCCAGCAUGGGGUUAGAUACAGAAUAAAGCACCUCUAUGCUGUCAUUAUCAAACAAUCUUAGGACCUGUACAGCAAGGAGUUAGAUACAAGUGUAGGAAGAGCUAUACUUUCUAUUUAACCCCACUCUGUACCUAUAUGAGAGUGUUUGAUGGGUCACUAAAAAGGGAGGCUUACUCUAACUAAUCUGUACUGUACCUGCUCUGGGAGUGUCUGAUUCUGAUAUUGUAUUAUACUCAUAGAAUGUGUUGUACGCUCAUUGCUGACGUCUGCCUGACUGCAAUGAAUAGUUUUGAGAUAUCAGUCACAGGUUGUGUGUCCCUGGAGCUGAGGGCUAUGGGAGUGAUAUGACAUAAGCAGCUAUGAAACGGAGGGUGAUGAUGCUAUGCAAGUGGAUCUCGCUCAUGAGUUAUUCCAACAGUUUGAUAAAACUGAGAAUAACUCUGAAUAACUCACUAAGUACAAAUUCCAUUGGAAACAUCAAAAGAUGCUUUUACCCUCUAAUUACGUUAUCACUAAAUGAAGGCAUUGCAUGAAUCUGAUUACAAGCUCAAAUUAGCUCCCAUAGUCUUGUCACUUCGUUGAAAAUAGAAUAAACAGCUCACCUGUGGCUAGGUUCUGGGGUUGCUCCUGAUCGUUUCAGAUUCCCAGCAAUUGUAUUUAACUUGCUCUGGCUGUGACAAGUCUGCACUUACCUGCUUUAAUUUCAGUUCCAAUAAUGCCUGCUAAAUUUUAAUGAAAAUUGUUUGGGCAGCAGUUUCUCAACUCAAUUUAAUGGGACUCUGUUGUUAUUUCAGUAGAACACUGCCUGAGGGUGUCUCUAAAAUGUUCAGUUUGUUCAGCUUGAGAGCAGAACAUUUCAAUUGUUAUAUUCAGACCAUCUGGUUAUGGAAUGAGGAGCAUAGAAAGAGACCCUUACCCUAUCACAAGUAAAUCAGACACAGAACAUUGAACCCACGUCCAAUUCUGUCAUUGUGGGAAAACUACAGACAUGGAUUCCCCAUCCCAUUCUCUGACUGAAAAUCACAGGUUGUCACCAUGUGAAAAUCACAACAUAUAUCCUCUCUCCUAUUCAUCCAUUGUGAAAAUCACAGACAUGGAUUCCCCAAACUAGUCUCACUUUGAAAGUCACAGACACGUGCCCUCAUUUUGUUCUGUCACCAUGUGAAAAUCAGAUAAGAAUCCCCCAUCCUGUUCUCUCACUAUGAAAAUCAUUAAUCCCACUCCAAACAGACAAUUUAUCUUGCAUAUCAAGACUCAAUUUUUCAUGCUGAAGACAGCACUUAGAUCAUCCCCACUGUGUUUUACUGUAUUGAGUGCAUAUUUAUGUUAAAAACACCACCGUGCUUUAUUUCUGGAUGAUAAGACGAUCAUACAGGAGACUCAGUAUCAAGGACAUAGUUGCCUGAGUUAAGGUCCUUCCGAGAGCAGUCAGGGGCUAGCAGGUCCCAUGGAGCUGUGCCCCAGCAAUGCUGCCUGCCAAUUCCGCACUGUGCCUGACACACACCGUGCUGUAUGUUAUGGCAAGUCCUUUGUGCUGCUGUUCCAUAAUACACGCCUGCUCACUCAGUCACUCAGGCUCUCUGGUGACAUCCUGCUUUUUUGUGUCUGUUCCAGUCGAUUGAGGAUGAACUGGCUGGUGUCGAUAAAGCGUUCCACACAGUUCACAAAGCAGGUUUCAGUUCUGCUGUCGAGCCGUGGACCUGGUUUAUCCAUACACUUAUCCUGCCAAGGAAGAGGACAAUCAUCAACGGGACAAGAAUGAUGUGUUGGGACCUGAUCAAAUUUGUCAUGUCAAAGGAAUUGGAGGGAAAUGGAAAACAUUUCUGGCCAGUGGUGAUUACUUUCAAAUAGAGACAGAAUAAACUUGCUCAUUACAGUUUCAUUAAAUAUCUAUAAAGGAGGCAUUGCGGAA